AUGGAGGACAGAGGUCGGGCCGGGUCCGGCCCCCAUCCCGGCUUCCGCGAAGGCGGCGGACCGUGGGGUGCUGAGCAGGGGCCUAGGGAUGACGUCAAAGGAUCUAACCCUAACGUGCGCGGCACGCAACCGAUGAUGGGAAACGGCGGAAGCUUUUCCGCCAGAGGGGGAAACGGGGAAGAGGGGGAAGCGGAACGGGGGGGUUCCGACAAAGGCGGGGGAAGGGCGGCGGAAAGGGAGGAGGGGAAGGAUCGGGCUUGGGGGAAUGGCCAGGGGGAAGGCGCGCGGGAGGACGAGCGGAAGAGAAAAGGGGGACCGGGGGAAGAGGACGACAGGGGUUUCGGAAGGGUCUGGGGGGAGCCUGGGAGAUACGGGUGGGGUGGAGGGCGGAGGGAUGGGGGAUAUGGGGACGGGGGUUUUGACGGCGGCGGGGGUUUUGGCGGAAGAGGAGGGGGGGAAGCUGGGGGAGGCGCGCAUGGGGGGAGAGUCGGGAUGGGGCGCGGGGGAAUGGGCGGGGAGAUGGGGCCGAUGGGAAUGGGGGGGAUGGGGCAUAUGGGGGGACCGAUGGGGCCAGGUAUGGGAGGCAUGGGCGGAGGGGGGAUGGGCGGCGGGGGAAUGGGGGGAGGCAUGGGUAUGGGUAUGGGAAUGGGCAUGGGGCAUAUGGGCAUGAUGGGGAAUAUGGGGGGAGCGGGCGGAAUGGGAGGCAUGGGGGGAAUGGGAGGGAUGGGGAACAUGGGGGGAGGAAUGCCUAUGGGGGGAGGGGGUCCGCCUAUGGGCGCAGGGCGUCCCCCUAUGGGCGGAGAGGGCAUGCCCAUGGGCGGAGGGGGAAUGGGCGGAGGGGGGAUGGGCGGAGGGGGGAUGGGCGGAGGGGGAACGCCCAUGGGCGGAGGCCCGGGAAUGCAGAUGGGGGGAGGUCCGGGCGGAAUGGGGGGACGGGGGAUGCGCAUGGGUCCGCAUGGGGGAAUGCCCAUGGGCGGAGGGGGGCCCGGGCCGGGAGGCGGGGGAGCAGGGGGAGCAGGAGGCGGAGGCGGAGGCGGAGGCGGAGGCGGAGGGGGAGGGGGAGGGGGAGGAGGAGGGGGAGGAGGAGGCGGAGGCGGAGGGUCAGGGGGAGGGGAAAACCGGCAGAUGGGCGCGGGAGGUGCUGGAGGCCCGCCCAUGGGCGGAGGAGGGAUGGGCGGAGGCAUGGGGGGAGGCAUGGGCGGAGGCAUGGGGGGAGGGAUGGGGGGAAGGAUGGGCGGAGGAAUGGGGGGGAGGGGGGGCAUGGUAACUCCAGGGGGGCGCAUGGGGUAUGUGGCAACGCGGGGGAAGUCAAGGGGGGCGCAGAAUGACUAUUCCCAACACUUUGUGGAUACGGGAUACAGGCCUCAGAACUUCAUACGCGAUAUGGACGUGAAUGAUAGGUUUGAGGAGUACCCUAAACUGAAGGAGCUUAUAACGAGGAAGGAUCGGAUCGUGGCGGAUGCUACUACGCCUCCUGUGUACCUUCAGAUGGACUUGAAACAGGUUGAGUUGACUCCUGAAAUAUUUGGCACCAAGUUUGAUGUCAUUCUGAUUGACCCUCCCUGGGAGGAAUAUGUACGACGAGCGCCGGGCAUGGGGGACGAGAUAGAGUGGUGGACACCGCAGGAGAUCAUGGCUCUGAGAAUCGAGUGGUUGGGGGAGGAGGUAGGGACGGGGAGAGGCUGGGAGAAGCGGGCACCAGGCAUGGGGGACGAGAUCAUGGCGCUGAGAAUAGAGGCACUGGGUGGCCUGGGAAAUGUGGUCUGGCGCGUUGCUGGGUAG
Molecule: messenger RNA, 1782 nt
Organism: Closterium sp. Yama58-4
Lineage: Eukaryota; Viridiplantae; Streptophyta; Zygnematophyceae; Desmidiales; Closteriaceae
Source: the annotation of a GenBank genome assembly